AAAAAAAAAGAUGGACAGAUGCGAGACAUGUAUGAAAAAAGGCCCCGGGGGGAUCAAGCGGUGCAUGUUGAACUCCAGUUAUGUCAAACUGAGAAACACAGACACAUCCAAACUCACAGAAUGAAGAAAGUAAGAAGUGAAUAAGUUCAUUGUGUGUCAAAGUUCCCGGAAUUCACUGUCUUGCCCAAUAAUUGUCUUUCCUCUGCUUCCCGUGUGCGGCUCAGGUUUAUGGUCAAAGGGUGUUUUCCACUUGGUAGUCACACUCCAUUCUACUAGGAUGAUUAUAGCCUGUCAGAGGACACUAGUGUUUGGUGAAAUAUCAGGGGAAAGUCUGUUGUGGCUGUUGUCAAAAUAUAAAUGCAGCCAUGUAGAAUGUGUCUGGUAAAGAAAUUGUCAGGAUCUUGAAUUUAAAAGCCUUUUGAGAACUGUUAUAAAGUGCAGACACAUUUGUUUUAUUGUUUUGACAUUGGACAGCAGCAAUGUCUGCCAAAAACAGAGAGGGACAAGACUCGCCCUGCUCCUUUAGAACAGCUGGCCUCCUUUACAGACUUAAUGUUUUUAAUAUCACAUGUCUGUUCUGUCCACAGGGCAUGUUGGUGGAAAAAGUGUGUUUUGUCACCAGCAUAAUCAUCUACGAUAUUUUCAGACACCCGCUUUCAUUCUGCUUCUCUCCCACACAGAGAUUUUUACAAAAUUAACUGGUUUUAUGACAGGAAGUCAUAAAAGCAGCUGCUUCUAAUGGUUGCAUUGUCUUUACUCAUAGCAAAACCAGUUCUCUCUCUCUCUCUCUUUCUUCCCCUUGUCCUCACUUCACAGCAAGCCUGGCUCUUUGCAUCCUGUGCUCCAGGCUCAUUAACCAAAUACUCAUUAAUUUAUGUGGUGCAAUUAGUAUCACAGGGUACAGCAUCAGGUUGGGGUUGUAGGAAGAGCUGCACUGUCUCACAAGCUGGAAACAGAUUCAGCUGUAUUUUUUUUUUCAUACAGACGUCCCAGGAUUUCACUGUGAUCUCUCUUUUGAUGUAUCUUAUGAUACUGCUCUUGAAUUGGAACACUGCAACAAUAUAUUGUUGCUGCUUCUAAUGGCCAACUCAACAUUCAUGUCUUUGUUUUUAGAAUAAGAAAUAGCCCAAACUUCAUGAACUCUGUGCCCUCUUCCAUCCACAGCUCUGUGUUUACUGACCUCAGCACUACUAUCAUGCAGAUGGCAUGAAAGAGAGAAUUAAUGAUGUAUUCGUUUGCCUCUCGCACAAACACGCAGCGUCUCUUUCUAUCUCGUUGUCUCACAUCUCACUGCCUGCUAGUUUGUUUGCUCUAAUUAAGUGAAACCAUCAGGGGAUUUGGGUGGGCCCCUCAUGGUCUACUAACAAUUUUGUGGCUCAUAAAUCAAGCAGGAAAGGCCCAAUAAAACGUAAUUCAAUUUGGCUCUGUCACAUGGCCGGGAUGUAAAGACAUAUAAAGGAGGAGCUCGUUGCCCCGCCUCCACGCCUCGCUUUCCUCGCUGCCUGCAGCAUCGUCAACCGGCAGGAAUUCCCCUGUCACCUUAUACACUCGCUUGUCUCGUUGUGAACACUGGCUGUUUGACGGUGAUCACUUAAAUUGUUCAAACCUGGUAAACAUAUCCCUUCUUUUUUACUGCCUGUUCUGUAGCGUUUGAGGAUGAAUAAUGCAGCAGUUGAACAUUUCAGGAGGGCAAACAGGUGUAAGACCCAGAGGGCAGCAUGGAGUUAUGGGAUAUGAUCUGUUUCGAGGCCGCCAGGUGCUACGCAUUUUCACCUGUAGUAAGACAAGACUUUCAUAUUAAGUUAUUGCACUGUAAAAAGAACGUUUAUUACCAAGAAAAAAAUGCAUUGCCAUAGCACUAAAUGUCAUGUUGUUCAGAGCUGACAGGUUUUCAAGGCUUAGGUCAAAGACGACAGCUAAGCCUUUGCACUUAUGCUUGUAUUAAAGUAUUAACGCAAAGCACAAAAACAGCUGGUGGACUUAAACUGCUUCCUGUUAUGAAAAGUGUCUUAAAUUUUUAUUUUUUUUCUUUUUGAAAACGUAGUAGCACUGAAAGCAUUUGGGAUUUUAAUAACGUGAUGGCAUUUUCACCUGAGGGAGAGAGGACAGCACAUCAGCUCAAAUCCCAUAUUAUCUCUCUCUGUUUUGGAGACUACUGUCGUCUGAUUGGUCAGCAACAGAUUAACAGUCAUUCUAUAGUGGCGUGCUGUGUGAGAGAGGGAGGAGGCAAUACUUGUCCUCACUCUCACUUUCUCUGUGCAUCGGAUGAAGGCGCGCUGUUGGCUGUGCUCAGCUUUCAUAAGAGCACCUUCUGGGCGGAGCUUGCGAUGGGAACUGCUACAUUGCUGGAAUGUUUUGCUUGCUCUUGGCGAACACGUUGGCUACCACGCCCUCUUCGCCUUAUGAGACCUUUCCAACCAAUCCGCUGUUACCCUGAGACAGCACCACCUCACUUCCAAUUCCCUCGCAUCAACGGUCACUCUAAAUCAGAGCGCACUGCAAGGGACUCGGCCAUGGGUUACGACAGCGCCUCAGUAAUGAGCAGCGAGCUGGAGUCCAGCUCAUUUGUUGACAGCGAGGAAGAUGAGGAUGCUAGCAGGCUCAGUAGUUCUACAGAACAAAGUUCUUCAUCACAGUUGAUGCGCAGACACAAGCGGCGCAGACGAAGACACAAAGUGGCCAAGAUAGACCGGUCGUCGUCCUUCAGCAGUAUCACAGACUCCACUAUGAGCCUCAACAUCAUCACCGUCACGCUCAACAUGGAGAAAUACAACUUUCUGGGUAUCAGUAUUGUUGGUCAGAGUAAUGACCGGGGAGACGGUGGCAUUUACAUCGGCUCCAUCAUGAAGGGAGGAGCUGUAGCUGCUGAUGGCAGAAUAGAACCUGGAGACAUGCUCCUCCAGGUGAAUGACGUAAACUUUGAGAACAUGAGCAAUGAUGACGCUGUGAGGAUCCUAAGAGAGAUUGUUUCCAAAACUGGUCCUAUUAGUCUUACUGUUGCCAAAUGUUGGGACCCGUCUCCAAGAAGCUACUUCACCAUCCCUCGUGCCGAGCCAGUGCGACCCAUUGACCCUGCAGCCUGGAUUUCUCACACCACAGCCCUGACAGGACCUUACCCACACUACGGUAAACACAACCAGCGACUGUUAUCAAACUGUGAAACACUAUUGUUUAAAAUAACUGUAUUAUAUUUUUUAAUUAUGAUAAACUUACAACAUUUAAAUGUUUUUUUUUCUUUGUCCCACUCAGAAUUUGAUGACUUGCCGCUUUCUGCAAGUAAAACAGAUAUGGCAACUAUCGUCAAGGUGAUGCAGUUGCCUGACUCUGGCCUAGAGAUUCGAGACAGGAUGUGGCUAAAGAUCACGAUUGCCAAUGCCGUCAUAGGUGCUGACGUGGUAGACUGGCUUUACUCCAGAGUGGAAGGAUUCAAGGAUCGGCGGGAUGCGAGGAAGUACGCGAGCAGUCUGCUGAAACACGGCUACCUGAGACACACCGUCAACAAAAUCACCUUCUCCGAACAGUGCUACUACACCUUUGGGGACCUCUGCCAAAACAUGGCGUCGCUCAAUUUAAAUGAGGGAUCGAGUGGUGGAGGCUCUGAGCAAGACACUUUGGCACCGCUACCUCCCACCAGCAACCCCUGGCCUCUGGGCGGGCAGCCAUUCCCCUAUCCUCCUUUCCCCUCCGCACCCCCCAGCUUCCCGCCAGGAUACUCGGACCCAUGCCACAGUUUCCACAGUGGGAGCGCAGGCAGCCAGCACAGCGAGGGAAGCCGAAGCAGUGGAUCCAACCCCAGCGCAGGCAAAGGGAGACGCUCCUCCCCUCAGGAGAAGGGUCACAGGUCAACAUGCAGCGAAUCUGAGCCAGGCGUCCGUGGAGGGAGGCGCGGUGAUAGGUCCGCCAGCCAAAUGAGCCAUCACAGCCACGCCGUCUCCAGCCACAGUCACGCCCGAUCAAGUCUCAGCCACAGUCAUUCUCACAGGAGCCACACUCUGUCGCAGAACAACCACCCCCCCUUCACCUACAGCCACGCCCCCUUCACCCAGCCGGCGCCAGGCUCCUGUGCCCAGAGCGAGCGAAGCCAUGCCUCCUCCUACGGCCCCCCGGGCCUGCCUCCCCCUUAUUGUCUGGCGCGUCUGGCCCCCAAGACCCCGGUCAGCAGUAGCACACCCCCCGGAGCCCCUCCUGGGAGAGAGUUAGCUGCCGUUCCUCCUGAGCUCACCGCCAGUCGCCAGUCCUUCCAGCAUGCUAUGGGCAAUCCCUGUGAGUUCUUUGUUGACAUCAUGUGACAGGACAGUGCCUUUAAAACUCAGUGAGCACAAAACGAUCCUCUCUGAACCCACUCACCCCCUGCUCUCUCUCCUCUUAGUCUUUUGACCGUCGCUAAGGUCAGAAUGUAGACACUGACCGGCCCUCUCCACUGCCCCCUGCUAUCUGUCUAUCCGUCUGAUGUCCAAGCAAAGGAAUACAGGCAGCAAGAGCACAACAGGAGGAGUUCUCUCUCCACACAAGCACGGGUCCUCUGGCUGAUAACACUCUUUUGUAUUGACGUGACGUGUACAGUUUGUGAAACGUGAGUGGUAUUCAGUGUGGUGAUUUCUUUAAAGCUGCCACGCAGACAUUCUCGGUAGUGUGUAACCUACCUAGGAUAUUUUCUGUUCUGCAAGACCUUUAAGCUGGCUGGGCCUGGAUCUCAAUCCCCCAGACCCAGACCGACAACUACGGCCUGCACUUGGGAAAUUUUUUCUGGGCCUAGACUGGACUGCAUUCUUUGGCUCAUAUUUGUGUGUACUGAUAAAUUUAAGCAUGUUACACCAAACCUCGGGCCCCAUUUCCCUUACGCUGUGGCAUUGCCACCAGCUUAUUUAAGCUCUUACCUGCCAACUACUAAAAUGCUAACCUUGAUCAAUUCAUGAUCCGUGGAUUUCUUCAACUUUACAAGGGAGGCCCUGUAGGCAGCCAUUAGUUUAACUAGGCUGCAUAUUGCAUGACUGUCUCAACUGCUUUAAAAAAAAUUUUAUUAAUUCAUUUUGUUGAAAGUAUUAUCAUUAUUGGGGGGAGGAGGUUACCUCUUGCCAAUGUUCUAAAGGAAGAAUCCGUACACUGGAUGAUUUUUGUGAUGUUAUUUAUGUGAUCAUGUUGCAUUGAUGGUGUCAUACUUUGUCUACUACAGCUGACUAACAGACAAUCAGACAUCACCCUUUGUGAAUCAGUGGCCAGUUUCUACUGUCCUAGCUGUGCUUUGUCGAAUGUAUCAUUAUUCCUGUCAGUGACUGAACCCUGACAUUCAUAACACUUUGUUUUAAACUCAUUUAAGUAAGCAAAUCAACAGGAUUGCAAACAGUGGACACCCACCGCGGCAGUGAACGCAGACUCAGAAGGGUUGACGUCAUAAGCGUGAGAGCAUCACGGAUGUGUCUUUCUAGGUGAGUGUGAGCUUCGAUAAAAGUCAGUGCGAUAAAAGCCAAAGUCUCACAUUGUGUGGUGGAUAUUUUGUUGUAAUGUCGGAGCUGUCCUCGAUGUCAAUCUUUUUAUGAUUGCCAUCAGACACUUCUCAUUUUAUGAGUUCUAAGUGACUUCAAGGGGAAUCCUGGCCUUCAGAUGGCGAUCUCCUUGCAAAACAAUGGCAAACCCCUGUUGUAUCUACCUAAAAUACAGCUACAAGAGGGAAACAGCACACACACACACAUACACCCAUACAAACACACAAUAGUUUUAUGAGCACUUUUCCAUUAUGUCUGUCCCUCCCUUUAGUAUGAAACACUGUUUGCAAUCAAAGCUUUCUCUUUAAUUUUGUUUCUUUACAAAAGAAGAAUAAAUUGUACAUAGAAAUUUAUUAUAUAUAUGAAUAAAAAUAUAUAUGUUCAAAA
Molecule: messenger RNA, 5870 nt
Organism: Amphiprion ocellaris (clown anemonefish)
Lineage: Eukaryota; Metazoa; Chordata; Actinopteri; Pomacentridae
Product: segment polarity protein dishevelled homolog DVL-1
Exons: 12
Coding region: 2079-4289 (736 amino acids)
Biological process (GO): intracellular signal transduction; canonical Wnt signaling pathway
Cellular component (GO): cytosol
Molecular function (GO): frizzled binding
Source: RefSeq, a predicted model, not a curated record